Messenger RNA from Erythranthe guttata (spotted monkey flower), 1012 nucleotides. NCBI's taxonomy places the organism in Eukaryota, Viridiplantae, Streptophyta, Magnoliopsida, Lamiales, Phrymaceae. The record is from RefSeq and is a predicted model, not a curated record.
AAUUCCAACAUUGACGCCCAGCUGGCGCAGUCGCAGCAGGUGGUGGCUAAGUACUCCGUUCUCGGACAAGGUCAACACCCCCUCGACGAUAAAGACCUCGACCAUUUCAUGACGCAUUAUGUUUUAUUACUGUCCUCGUUCAAAGAACAACUGCAACAACACGUCCGAGUUCAUGCAAUGGAAGCAGUCAUGGCUUGUUGGGAGCUCGAGCAAUCGUUACAAAGCUUAACAGGUGUAGCACCGGGUGAAGGUACAGGCGCAACGAUGUCCGAUGAUGACGAGGACCAAGCAGACAGUGAAACGAACCUGUUCGAUGAAAGUCUCGACGGAGGAGACAACAUGGGAUUUGGUCCCUUAGUACCCACUGAAACCGAGAGGUCUUUGAUGGAACGAGUCAGGCUAGAACUCAAACACGAGCUUAAACAGGGUUAUAAGGAGAAGAUUGUGGAUAUCAGAGAAGAGAUAUUACGAAAAAGACGAGCGGGGAAACUACCUGGAGAUACUACUUCUGUCUUGAAAUCUUGGUGGCAAUCGCAUUCGAAGUGGCCUUAUCCAACCGAGGAAGAUAAGGCGAGGCUCGUGCAAGAAACAGGGUUGCAACUGAAACAGAUAAACAAUUGGUUCAUUAAUCAAAGGAAAAGGAAUUGGCAUAGCAAUCCUUCUUCGUCUACUCCGAAAAGCAAGCGCAAAAGUGGUGCAGGUGACAAAACGGGAAAUGAACGUUUUGCAUGAAGAAAAAGGGUGUCGGAUUCGAUCGAAUAUACGGGUGAAGAAUGGGACAACGAGAUAGAAGAUUAUCAGUGUUAGCUGCUUUUAAGGUAGUCCUUAAAAUUGGCUGGGGGCUUUGUUGAGUAAGAAUAUUUAGUUAGAAGCCAAUUUAAAGGGACUUAAUAUAUGAUUUGGACAACUUGAAAACAUAUCAAAAGCUACUGUAAUAUUUUUAAUUCUGGUGUUAAUUAAAUGUCAACAUGAGUAUAUGAGCAAGAUCCAAUUAGUAGGGUUUUUUUUUUAA